GAAUGUUGCGGUUUCCUUUAAAUUGUCUUAGCAUACAGUAUUGACACAACAACCGCUGAUCCGGAUACAGUCUUAUUUUACUUAGAUUCAUCUUUGGUUCAUUUUACAAAUUCAAAUGAAACAAUUUUUGAUUUUGGCCAUAAUCGUUCUCUCAAUCGCGCAAAUUGUAGCACGACCUGUUGAAUAUAGUGAUGGAAACGACGAUGUACUUGCACCUGAGCCGGAACCAACUGAAAUUCCAAUCGGCAAAUAUUUACUUUUCACUACAAAAGCGAAUUGGAUAGAAGCAACAAAACAAUGUCGUUCCAAAAACAUGAAAUUGAUAAGUAUUUUGUCAGAAGAGGACAACGACAAUGUUGUGAAAGUAAUCAAAGCUGCGGGUGAGGGUCGUAUCGGCUUUUGGACAUCGGGCAAUAGACGAAAAACGAAUGGUGUAUAUUUUUGGGGGAACGAGAAAAAAAUUACUUACACAAAUUGGGAGGCUGGCAAACCGGAUAAUGUUCGAUCGAACAACGGUGAAGAAGAACAAUGUAUAGAAAUAAUGGGAUUGAACAUACUGAAGUGGAAUUAUCGCUUUUGUAGCAAUGAAUUGUACUUUAUAUGCGAAGAACCACAUGAAUCAAUUGAUGAGACACAACCCAUUUCUUUACUUUUUGCUCAACAGAUUUUGACUGUGCAAAUGUUCGGUUAUUAUGAAAAUAAUGAAAACGAAGAAGUACUUACACCGGAACCGGAGCCAGAGCCACUUUAUGAUCUAGUGAAAAAAUAUCAUAUUUUUACUACGAGGGUUAGCUGGGCAGAUGCAAUGAGACACUGCCAAUCAGAAGGGCUGCAAUUGGUCAAUAUUUUAUCAAAAGAAGACAAUGAUAAUGUAAUACAAGCAAUAAAAGAUGCCAAUCAAGGUGAAAUCGGUUUCUGGACUUCUGGUAGUCGAACCAACAACAACGGAACAUAUGUGUGGGGAAAUGGACAACCACUUACAUUCACGGAUUGGGAAAAUGGAGUUCCAGACAAUCUACAUGCACACACUGGCUACGGACAAGAAGAAUGCAUUGAGCUCAAAGGGUAUCAUAUUCUGAAAUGGAACGAUCACUUGUGCAGCUAUAGACUGUAUUACAUAUGCGAAGAAAACACCAAACAAAAUUUGUUUUCAAAAUAAAUUUUUUGAUUUCAUGUUGACUAUUCAUCUUAAUUUAUUUGUCAAAUAAAUAUCGUAAACAAAAAAUUGGACAGA
Sitodiplosis mosellana (orange wheat blossom midge) is the source of this 1234-nucleotide messenger RNA. RefSeq names its product macrophage mannose receptor 1-like. Bases 116 to 1159 code for a protein of 347 amino acids. The record is from RefSeq and is a predicted model, not a curated record. The transcript is spliced from 8 exons. Lineage: Eukaryota; Metazoa; Arthropoda; Insecta; Diptera; Cecidomyiidae.